CAGAGCCAGACUUACUGGGACCAAGAUGGAGCUAAGCACUUUGUUUCCCACAGACUACCCGGAUUAUGAAAACUGGACCAGUGGUUACCCCGUGGAUGGGGUCAGGGAAUAUACAGCUUCCGAAGUCAUCUCCCUCCUGAUCUUUUCCAUGGUCUUCCUUGUGGGUGUGCCGGGCAACAUGGUUGUGCUCUGGGUGACAGGGAUUGAGACCCACAAGAUGGUGAACAGCAUCUGGUUUCUGAACUUGGCCGUGGCCGACCUGUUCUGUUGCCUGGUGCUCCCGCUGUUGGCCGUCCCUGUCAUCCGGCAUGGGGAUUGGCCCUUCAGCCACGCCGCGUGCCACUUCCUGCCCUCCGUCAUCCUCUUCAACAUGUAUGCCAGUGUCCUUCUGCUCACGGUCAUCAGCAUUGACCGCUAUAUAUUGGUCACGGAGCCCAUCUGGUGUCAGAACCACCGGAGCGUGUGCAUGGCCUGGUAUGCCUGUGCCGGGGCCUGGAUUGGGGCCUUCUUACUCACCAUCCCUUCCCUGAUCUUUCGCCAACUGAUGGAGCAGCACUUCCCACACAGUUGGUCUUGCGGGGUGGACUAUAAUGGGGAAACUGUCGAGUUAAUAGUGACCUUCUCUCGCUUCCUAUUUGCCUUCCUGUGCCCCCUUGUCAUCAUCUCCAUUUGCUACAACCUUCUGCUCAGCCGUCUUUGGCGCCGGGAGGCGACUCGCUCCCGCAAGACCGUCAAGGUGGUUAUAGCUGUGGUGGUGGGUUUCUUCAUCUGCUGGACCCCCUAUCACAUUGUGGGCGUCCUGAAGGUCCUCAUCCCUCGGAACUCCGCCUUCUACUUCCAGAUAGAGAAUAUAGACAGCUUUACCAUCGCGUUGGCUUAUGUUAACAGUUGCAUCAAUCCUAUCAUCUAUGUGGUGGCCGGCCACGGCAUCAAGAGUCGCAUGGAGAGGCAUUCCCUAUGCGCCAAGCUGCGGAAUGCACUGGCCGAGGACUCUGUAGGACGAGACAGCAAGUCCUUCACCCAGUCCACAGUGGGAUCUACCACGCUCCCCGAGGAGCAGGUGUGAAAAGGACCCGUGGCCCCCCUCUGAGUGGGCAGUGGGUGGCAAGCUCAGAAGGGUCCUCUGCCUCCUCUCUCUGGAGGAUUGCUCAGGCUUAGCCUGUGGACUUCCUCCUCUGCUAAACCACCGGCUUCCCCUAGCCUCUGGUUGGAUUGUGAGCUACCUGAGGGCAGAAACUGCCUUUGUCAUGGUGCCUGCCACAUGGGAUUAAUAAACAGGCUGCCUAUCUCUCCCCAGAGUCCUCUAUGACCUCCUUGUCAGACCCCAGUCUAACCUCUACUCCAUCUUGGAGGCCAUCUCUGAAUGUCUUCAGCCCCCUGGGGGCCCCACUUCUGAGCUUCUCUGGUGCCUUCCCUCAUUCUCCAAGAAACCUGCCUGAAUCACACCCCCACCCCGAGAAGCUCUUGAACCUCCCCCAUCUUGUUUCAAUAAACUAUUGAGAAUCUGAA
Molecule: messenger RNA, 1509 nt
Organism: Dromiciops gliroides (monito del monte)
Lineage: Eukaryota; Metazoa; Chordata; Mammalia; Microbiotheria; Microbiotheriidae
Gene: C5AR1
Product: complement C5a receptor 1
Exons: 2
Coding region: 26-1066 (346 amino acids)
Biological process (GO): complement receptor mediated signaling pathway; chemotaxis; positive regulation of cytosolic calcium ion concentration
Cellular component (GO): plasma membrane
Molecular function (GO): complement component C5a receptor activity; G protein-coupled receptor activity
Source: RefSeq, a predicted model, not a curated record